Messenger RNA from Eriocheir sinensis (Chinese mitten crab), 1775 nucleotides. RefSeq lists its product as uncharacterized. The coding region runs from base 256 to 951 and encodes 231 amino acids. NCBI's taxonomy places the organism in Eukaryota, Metazoa, Arthropoda, Malacostraca, Decapoda, Varunidae. The record is from RefSeq and is a predicted model, not a curated record. The transcript is spliced from 2 exons.
ACUCGUCUCGUUCAGGGAGUGCGGGUCUUCGCAGUGGAGUGGACCCUCCACAUCCUCGUGACGGGCAGCAGCGACGGCCGCCUUCGAGUAUGGAAUCCUUAUGUUCCCGAGGCGGCCUUGUCAGUGCUGCCUCCCUCUCCUGCCCCUCCAGCAGCCAUCCUUAUCUGUCCACGUCGACGUGUCAUCAUCACCUGCGAUGCCGAUGCCGUGGUGCGUAUCUUCGGCGUGGAGUGCAGCCGCUGCUUCCAGACAGUGAUGCUGUCCUUUCCGGGAGGACCAGGAGGUUUAGCCUUAAGACCCCUCACGCUGCUGCCAAGCGGGGAGUUGCUGGUGUCAUGCAGGGAUUACGUGGCCACCCUUGCUUCCUUGCCUCCCAGCCAUUUACUUUCCCGAGACAGCUCCCAGCACCUGUCACAGACAGCGAGGGACGCUGCCCUUAUCGGCGACUUAGAGGGAAGCGAUCGGGAUGAGGGUUGUGCCGCUGAUAUUGAUGACAAUGGCGACCUGAUGAAGAACGCGUCGAUUAUGUCGUCAGAUGAGAAACAAGAGCGUGAACGCAUGCGCAGCCUAAUCAGACAAGGUGCCGCCUUUUGUUGUCUCGAUCUGCAGGAGGUACGCCCGCCCACCCUGCCCCCUGAUCUACCUCUGCCGCCACGCCUAGCCGCCUUAGGACUAACUCCAGAUGAUCCAGUCGCUCUCCUGGCCCAUCUCCCUCCCUCCACCCUUGCCUCCGGCCUCACUGCUGGCUCAGCGCCUUCCAUGGGCCUACUAGGUCCGCCUGCUUCCCGCCUCGCCUCUCGAAGGCCUGCUGCUUCACGUCCCGCGUCGGCCAUCAGACGACAGCCACCAACCAAGUCGUCAGGGAAGGGCUGGAAGGACUCACUUGCACCCCCCAACAGUGGACGCCACCUCAGCCCUGGCUGGCGGCCGCACUCACCACGCCCCUUGUAGGGAUUGUGAAGGGAGGCUAAAGCACACACACACACACACACACACACACACACACACACACACACACACACACACACACACACACACACAGUAAUACAGUGGUUAGCGUGUUCAGCUCACAACCGAAAGGUCCCAGGUUCGAUUUCCGGACGGCGUGAAGACGGAAGGGAAGUCUUCUUUCAGCCAGGUCCUGGUUCAUCCAGCAGCAGAUGAGUAUACCGGGUAUAAAUCGGGGAUUGUGUCCCGCCUCUCGGGUGUGUGUGGGUGUGAUGUGAGGUUCCGGACGUACCCACAGAUACUUCACUCAGCAGCUCUAACCUCUUUCCCGGAGGGCUGGUGAUCGCGAGUCCAGCACGUUAUUAGACCUUGGUGAAUAGAUGAACUACACACAUAGCUACGGCAAGGCUUCAUAGAUAAAGAUAUCAAAACGGGAGGUGGCGGAGCCGAACCGCCGAGGCUCAAAGAGAAAACAAGUGGCGGGGACGAUGCCAGCCCGGCCAUAAACACGCCCACGGUCCAGGUGUUGAUUCCUUUGUUUGCUUUUGUCGAUAUCAUGAUCAUUAAAGCACUAUUCAUUACAUUCCAAAGUUGUUAAAAAAAACUGACAGAAAACAUGCCAUUUGAUGUUUGUCUUAAAUGGCUGCGCUGUCGUAAGAUUAAAAGCAAAUUCAAAUUUACUUGUAUUUAAGCCCAUAGAAAAAUAUUUCAUUAUUCCGAGCUAGGAGUAGUUAAAGAUUUAAAUAUUAUGUUAACUUGUCAAAUUAGAAGGUUGCCUUGUUAUUUUUUUGUCUCGCAAUUCGCCGCAAAACAGCUGCAACAAUAAA